AUUAUGGACAGCACGAACGAUAACCAUUGACCAGAGUCUUCGCGAAAACCACGUCAUGCCACCAGCCAGAUACUGAAAGUGAUUAAGAUAGUGUACCCCUGUAAUCAGACAUGUGCGGCCGGGAACGAAAACUAUAUCCGAAUAAGCUCCAACAUAGUACAAUAUAAGCAAGCGAGAGAAGUUCUCACUUAGUCUGGCUCGGCGCUCGUCGCGUAAACAUCAACACUAAUUAGUGUAAUUGAAACCAAAUAGCCCGUGGUGACAAUGUUCGCGUUCAUCGUCGCGGUGCUCGUGGUGAUCGCCGCCUACUUGUUCGGCACCAGAACGCACAGCUACUGGCUCAAUCGCGGCAUCAAACAUGACAAGCCUCUCCCGUUCUUUGGCACCAACGCCAGAGUUUUAUUUGGGAAAAAAAGUAUCACAGAAGUUUUGGCAGAGGCCUAUUGGAAAUACCCCAAUGAAAAGGCGGUUGGUUUAUAUUUCGAACAUAGGCCUGUGUUGGUUUUGAGAGAUUUUGAUGUCAUCAAACGAGUAUUAGUGACGGAUUUUGCAAGCUAUUACACACGAGGUGUGCUGAGUCAAAAAGAAGAGAUCGAACCAAUAUUACGAAAUCUGUUCUUUGCUGAUGGCGACCUGUGGCGGCUGCUGCGGCAGAGAAUGACCCCGGCCUUUACCAGCGGCAAGCUGAAGGCGAUGUUCCCUCUGAUUGUAGAACGUGCAGAAAAACUACAACUGCGUGCGUUAAAUGCUGCAGCUGCGGGGAAACCCAUCGAUGCACGGGACCUCAUGGCGCGCUACACCACUGACUUCAUCGGAGCUUGUGGUUUCGGUCUCGACGCUGACUCACUCAAUGAUGAAGAUUCACCUUUCAGGCAACUCGGUGUAAAGAUUUUCAAACCGAAGCCUAAAGCUAUUAUCACCUUAAUGUUAAAAAAUUUGUUCCCACAGACCUUCAAACAUUUUAAAUUUUUCGGACAAGUUGAAGAAGAAAUUAAUGCCAUUGUACGUCACAUUUUAACUCAAAGGAAUUAUGAGCCAUCAGGAAGGAAUGAUUUUAUUGAUUUGUUACUUGAAUGUAGGAAAAAGGGUUUGAUGGUGAUGGAGUCUCUCGAAAAGAAGCAACCAGACGGCACUCCAGCGAAGGUUUCCAUGGAGCUGGACGAGGCUCUGAUCGCUGCUCAAGUAUUCGUAUUCUUCGCCGCGGGUUUCGAAACAUCUUCAUCGGCAACCAGUUACACAUUGCACCAACUGGCGUUCAAUCCUGAGGUACAGAAAAAAGCGCAAGAUGAUGUUGAUCGCGUGCUGCAAAAGUAUAACAACAAGUUAUCUUACGAUGCCAUAAAAGAGAUGACUUACUUGGAGUGUGUUUUCAAAGAGGGCAUGCGGAUGUUCCCGUCCCUCGGCUACCUGAUGCGGGAGUGUGCGGCGCCAAGAGCAGAGAUCCCAGAACUGGGCAUCACCGUGAACAACGGCGUCAAAUUGGCCGUCCCCAUACAGGCCCUACAGAACGACCCGCAGUACUUCGACAGCCCCAAGGAGUUCCGCCCGGAGCGGUUCGCUGAGGGAAACGCGGGCGCUAACAAGUUCGAUUACUUGCCGUUCGGCGCUGGACCGCGCGCUUGCAUUGGCGAGCGCCUGGGCCUUAUGCAGUCACUGGCUGGCUUGGCCGCGGUACUGGCGCGGUUCACGGUGAAGCCGGCGCCCGCCAGCCAGCGCUGGCCUGCUGUCGACCCCCGGGGGGGCAUCGUACAGGUCGUCAAGGACGGCAUCCCUCUAAUCUUCCAGGAGCGAAACAGGAAGACCAACUGAUAGUAUUAAGUCGUGUAGAUAUAGAACUGUUAUGAUUCAGGAAAUUGUCUGCUACGAUAGAAAUAGGCUUAAUAUAAGACAUUUCUAUUGUCUUAUUCUUCCAAUUUCUAUGGUAUGCUAUAAUGUAUUUAAAACUAUAGGAAUGAUGCGCUAUCCUCGUGUAUCGCACGCAGUUUUCUGCGCAGUUGUAAAGUUGUAACGUAAUUUUAAGAAUGGAGAUGAAAAAUAAAAAAUGUAUGGUUUCACACCUGUCGGUGACAUCGCAUCACAUUAAUCAGUAGAUGCCACUUCUAUAGUCUUAUUCAGAAUUCUAUGAUUCUAUGGUGAUGUUGUUUCUUGACUUCAUAUCGAUAUGAGAAGUGUUGAGGAUUUUCUAAUUAAAUAAAAGUGAUAGUCUAGAAGACUUUGCUCUACAAAACUGUCACAUCAGUUAAAUUUCAUUAAGGAAAUAAAUGUACACUUAAUAGCGGCGACACAUAACUUUCUAUUAAUUCAAACCAAAAACAUUGGUUCAAGUUUAUUUGCAGUUGCCUGUACUAUGUAAAUGGGCCUAUUUAAAACCUAUAUCAGACACUAUUCUCUCGCAGCACAUCAUACAAUUAUUAUAAUUGUGCUCUGUUGUUAGCACAACAAUAAAAAUUGUGUUGAGGAAAAUAUUAAACAGUAUCAUUUAUUUUUAUUUCCGUGUAGGAAACGUGAGUGGAGUCAUAUUUUAAACGCAGCUUACCAUUUUAGCUACAAAUAGACUGAUUUCAAAUUAUGUAUUUUCUAAGUAGAUGUUAAAUAGCAAUUUGCUAUGAAUUUGAAGUAUUUUAUAUGAAUAAAAUAUUAUGACCUUUA
This is a messenger RNA of Amyelois transitella, 2649 nucleotides long. RefSeq names its product cytochrome P450 6B7. The coding region runs from base 265 to 1809 and encodes 514 amino acids. Lineage: Eukaryota; Metazoa; Arthropoda; Insecta; Lepidoptera; Pyralidae. Gene Ontology annotation, molecular function: monooxygenase activity; iron ion binding; heme binding. The transcript is spliced from 3 exons. The record is from RefSeq and is a predicted model, not a curated record.